Messenger RNA from Lactuca virosa, 626 nucleotides. The record is from the annotation of a GenBank genome assembly. Lineage: Eukaryota; Viridiplantae; Streptophyta; Magnoliopsida; Asterales; Asteraceae.
CUUUUCCACAAUCCGUCCGUCGAAUAAUGGUUGACUAUAUACUACACAGAUCCAACGGUUACACGAAGAGAUACUACCUCCCCUAUAAAAUCAUUAAAAUGGCAGUGCUUGUGGCCCUUCUUGCCAACUCUUAUACAACCCCUCCGGCUCUCCGGUCAUCACAGGGUCGUAUUCUCCGAUUGAAAAUGAUAGAUUUGUUAUGUAGGGUGGGCUCGGCUGUUUUCACCAUUUUUCAAUGUGUGAUCGAUGUAUGUUAUCUCUUAGGCACAAAUUCCAAGGGAAAUAACUAUCCAACUGUUAGCGAGGAAUACCAAAAGGCUGUUGAAAAGGCCAGGAGGAAGCUCAGAGGACUUAUUGCAGACAAGAAAUGUGCUCCUUUGAUGCUCCGUCUUGCAUGGCACUCUGCUGGUACCUAUGAUGUGAAGACAAAAACCGGAGGUCCUUUCGGCACCAUGCAAUACAAUCUUGAGCUAAGCCAUGCUGCCAACAAUGGCCUUGGCAUCGCUUUCAGCCUACUUGAGCCUAUUAAGGAACAAUUCCCCAUCAUCUCAUAUGGUGAUUUCUAUCAGGUAAUAAAGAAAUUGAUUGAAAAACUUAUUCUCAUUGAUAUCCCACGAUGGGUAUAA